This is a messenger RNA of Polypterus senegalus (gray bichir), 4385 nucleotides long. RefSeq names its product anoctamin-10-like. Bases 2235 to 4199 code for a protein of 654 amino acids. The record is from RefSeq and is a predicted model, not a curated record. Lineage: Eukaryota; Metazoa; Chordata; Cladistia; Polypteriformes; Polypteridae. Gene Ontology annotation, cellular component: plasma membrane. Gene Ontology annotation, biological process: chloride transmembrane transport. The transcript has a single exon. Gene Ontology annotation, molecular function: chloride channel activity.
GCAUGCGCCCACCGCUUUGUCCUGCAGCACAGAGCGAAAGACGGCGGGGGUCCCGUCUGCUGCCCAUGUCUGAGUUUCUUCAAGUGAAAUUCAGCCGCUGCCUGAUUGGUGCACAGCAUGCAGUGCGGCCCCCCACUCGUACCGCAGGGUGGGCCGAUAAGGGGGCGUAGCAGCAGGUGAUUACGGGAUGUUAACUGCUGGGGCUCGUUCACUCGCUGACAUUCUUAGGCCAUCGGCCCCCCGCCGGACCCCUCCAGAGAUGCCUUCAUUACACGUGUGGUGCAGGUGUCGACCCCUGCAAUGAGCGAACUGAGAGGAGCGCCAUGCGGAGGGCACCCUGGUGGGCAGCAGCUCAGGUGGGGCACUACAUGGACUGGACACCGAUUGGUGCCCCCUCUUAUUUCUCUUAUCAUAUUCACACCUUGCUGCCCAGGACUGCUGAUCACGUUGGAUUUCCUGAAGAGACACGGCACCCCAGUCGUGAUGAGGAUGGUGCCCCUCCAUGAAGUGCCCUGUGUGACUCAGACCUUCAGGACGCAACGACGCCUGAGCAGCUUUGCUUUUUUUGCGCAUCAACAUUCUUGAUCCUGAACCCUCGUGCACCAUGAAAAGCGAUUUUACAAGAACUGCCAGUGCGGGCAAAAACAAGUUCUGCCAGCUUGUGGGCUUUAGAGCAACAUCUGCCUAUUGGAUGCCAUCUUAAGCACCACUGCCAUGACUUCUUGACAAAAUCAGAAGAUGAGCGAGCCAUUUCUGGCCAUCGCUAUGUAUAUCUGAGUCGGACUUCACAGGCUCACCCUGGAAAGCUUUUGACUCGGGUGACGUGGCCUCAAUUUACAGCCAACACUAAACUGGCAUCAAACGCUUUGAGCAUCCCAAGUGUUACCUGGGCAGGUGAAAGCAGAAUGAAAACCUUUGAGCUCCGCCAGUAGGCCCGAGUUUGAAUGGUACUACAAAACCUGAAGGCCGAAAUGGGACCCUCAGGGGCCCCUACCAUCUUUAUGAUGCCCUUUGAUGCCAUCCUCUUGAGUGUUGGAAGCACAGUGAAGCAAAGCCAUUCCAGCUGCCUGGCAUGUGGCUGGCAUCCUCACACAAAGCCCAGCUGGGGGCACACACAUCAGUCACCAGUACUCAUCACUUUAUUUGCAUAUGUGUUUAUAAACACUCGCCUGUAACAAGCAACCAAUUAGAUCGUACCUGGCACAAGGGGCGGGGCUUGAGCUGCUGAAGCUGCCCCUCUGUGCUUGUCCCGGACCCCCGUGGCCUGUUCCAUCUCAUUCCUUGGAGUAGAGUUGAGCUGGCCAGCCUGUGUGGGACCACCAUGACUGCGAGGGAUGUCCUCGCUUGUCACAAGCCCUUCCCUCCUCUGUGUUCAGGGCAGGUGACAUUCACUAUCAGGCCUCACGUGACACGUCCUCCUCCUCCUCCUCCCCUUCUACACGCUGUUGAGGCCCAGAUGUCACAGGCUAUGGUGACAAAUGGCCGUUGGAAUUUCAGUCACCUGGAGAGAGAGAGAGAGAGAGAGAGAGAGAGACAAUCUGUCCAUCCACCGGUCAGUGUGUUGGUCUCCAACCCACUGGCCUUUGCAGUUUUCUGAGUGCUAAGACAAACGUAUUUAGAAUUUAAAAGCCUACCAGAUCCUGCGCUCACUGGCUCUACUGUGCCACAGGGGACAGUCACGCGAUAGCCAGUGACAUCUACGGGACAGCCCUUCCCUUCCUCCUCCUGCUGGAUGUGACUCUCUGAUGGUCAUCAGAAUUAUGAGACGAACACCAACAAGCGCAAGUCGAGGGAUGGCCCAGCUCCAUGUGAGCCACCAGCUCAGCGAGCAGAACUUCGGCCGCACAUCGCAGUCCAAGGGAGGUCUGCUGGGUUUCACGUCAGUGCGCCUCCAGUCUCUCUGCAGCACUUCACACACACACACUCUCAUAGUGACCGCCCGGGAUGUACCAAAGCGCCACCCUGUCACACCGCAGUGGAACAUUCGGGGCGGGGCCAGAACAGGACAUGCCAGAGGGUGCAGCAUAAAGGCAGCUGCCGGGCGGCCAGCCGGGCGUAACAGUCUUGGACAUCGGGUCGUGUGUCUCUCGUUUUGCGGCUCAGGUCAAUGAUUUGGCUGAGGGUGCCACUCGCGUCCUGUCGCUCCUCUCGUCCACGGCAGCCUUCCCCGUCGUUGCCCACUUAAGCUGUGCACCUUUGGCUUGUGGAGGAGUAGCCCAGCAGCUUCAAAGAAGAUGGUCUCCAAAUACCACGAAGAGCUGCGAAACGAGGACUUGAGCCUCCCGUUCACCCCGAUGGUGGUCAUCGAACUCGUCAGCAGCACCAAGGAGGAGGCCAUACAGUGGCUGGUGAAAAAGAUCCGGGACAAGAAGGAGCAGGGAGGAGCCGACCUCAAAGUGACGGCAGUGUCCCGAGGCCAGGAGCUCCUCGACAACAGCAGUCCCAACCUGCUCCUCGUGGGGGCCUCCAAGAAGCGGCUGCUGUUGGGUGCGGAGGAGACGGGCCUGGUGAAGGAGUGCAAGGAUGGCUCGAUGCGGGCCUUCACCUGCUCGAACAGGGGCAGCUUCAAGAUGCUGGCCGACGACGGCUGCUUGUUCAGCAUCGCCGAGUGUCAGUACAUCGUUAAGCACGCCCUGGACAGCCUGCGGGCCAGACAGGAAGCCAUGGUGCCCGGCUACCCGCUCAUCAGGCUCUACCCGGGGAAGUCGGUCCUGCAGAGGCUGGAAGCCCGAGGCCUCCUGACGCAGGUCUUUCCCCUUCACAACAAGGACGACCUGAAGAAGCUGGCCGAGUGCUGGUAUGGCAAGCUGAAGCCCACCUUCCAGCCCCUCGAUGACAUCCGCCACUACUUUGGGGAGGAGAUCGCCAUGUACUUUGCCUUCCUGCAGUAUUUCACCUUGGCGUUGUUCCCAAAGGCCUUGGUGGGUCUGCUUUACUACUUGUUUGCCUGGGAGGACUACGACAAGUACGUCAUCUUCGCCACCCUGAACCUGGUGUGGUCGACGGUGUUUCUUGAGGUCUGGAAGCGCUACUCGGCCACUCUGGCGUACAAGUGGGGAACCCUCAGCCGACAGCUGGAAUUCGAAGAGCCGAGACCCGCGUUCCACGGGGUGCUGGGCAGAAAUCCCGUGACCGGCCGGACUGAGCCGGUUUACUCCAACGUUCAGCGGAGUCUGAAGAUCUACUUGGUCUCCGUGCCCUUUGUGCUGUUCUCCUUGUACGUAUCCCUCUGCAUCAUGAUGGUCUACUUUGAGAUGGAGUUCUGGAUGCAGAGCUACAGCAGCAGGCGGCCGUCACCCUGGAGCGGCCUCCUCCUCUACGUGCCCGGCAUCGCGUAUGCCACCGUCAUCGAGAUCAUGAACCGCAUCAACCGCUUUGCGGCAGAGGUCCUGACCGAGUGGGAGAACCACGCGCUGGAGUCCUCCUACCAGAACCAUUUCAUUGUGAAGGUGCUGGUCUUCAACUUCCUCAACUGCUUCUCCUCCUUGUUCUACAUCGCCUUUGUGAUGCAGGACCUGAAGCUGUUGAGGCAGAGCCUCGCCACCCUCCUCAUUACCACGCAGAUCGUCUCUCAGGUCAUCGAAGCCUUCCUGCCAUACUGGCUGCAGACCAGGAACAGGCAGAGAAUCCACAAGAAAAGGAGGGACCUGCCAGCGUACAGGAGGGCGCCUUGGCUGGAGCAGGUGGAGCUCGAGAGGAGCAUGUUGGCCUACACGGGCACCUUCGACGACUACCAGGAGCUCUUCCUGCUCUUCGGCUACGUCAGCUUCUUUUCCUGCGUCUUCCCUUUGGCGGCUUUCUUUGCGGUGCUCAACAACGUGACCGAGAUGUACACGGACGCCUUCAAGAUGUGCAAGGACUUCAAGAGACCCUUCCUGGAGCCGGCGGCAAACAUCGGCGUCUGGCAGCUGGCGUUUGAAACGAUGAGCGUCGUGGCGCUCAUCACCAACUGCGCGCUCAUCGGGAUGUCCCCGCCGGUCAGGCUGGCGUACCGCGACGCCGAGGCUGACCUCAUCCUGCUCGUCGUGGCCGUGGAGCACGCCCUGCUCGCUCUCAAGUUCGUGCUCUGUCUCGUCAUCCCCGACGUUCCUCGGGAGAUUCAAACGAAGCUCGCAAGGAUGGACUUUGAGAAGCUGCAGGCGCUCAAGCAGCAGCGACUGCAACAAGCCAGGGAGUCACUUGAGCUGAACGGCGGCUGACCACCCACCUCUCUGCCCUUCGUGCCCGUCUGUUUAGUGCGCCGGAGCAGAGAUCUAAAGAAAAGCUUCACUAGGCCGGCGGGCAUCUAGGGUGGCAUUAGUGUGCGACAGUGUCGCAUUAUCGCCACCACCAUAAGCUGCUGGGCAAGGUAUGUCGCGUGGGGGACCUGCUUUAUGUUGAAUUAG